Gambusia affinis (western mosquitofish) is the source of this 3537-nucleotide messenger RNA. RefSeq names its product neural cell adhesion molecule 3 (gene ncam3). The record is from RefSeq and is a predicted model, not a curated record. NCBI's taxonomy places the organism in Eukaryota, Metazoa, Chordata, Actinopteri, Cyprinodontiformes, Poeciliidae. The transcript has 14 exons. Gene Ontology annotation, molecular function: protein binding.
GCCUCAGUCAAAGUUGUGUCAGCAGCACAGGAAACUGCAGCUACCUCUCUGCCUUUGCGGCACCAAUAUUUGAGCUUCACUUGUUUGAGGAACAGACCGCAGUUAGUUUUUACAUCCAGUUGGAGUUCUGGACUGAUGAGAUUCCACCAGGAGAAGAUGCUGAACCAAUUAGCCAUCGUCUCGCUGCUCUUGCCGCUGGUGCACAGCACAGGCCAAACUACAAAACUGGAAAUCAUUUUAAGUAAGCUAGACUUUCAAGUAGGAGAAGAGAUCUUGCUGGUAUGUAAAGCCACGAAAGAGGGAGAAAUGACAUGGCAUAAAGGAGGAGAGGAGAUUGAUGAUGAGGACAUCGUCUCAAAGCUGGACUACACCACCUCCAAGCUGCUCAUCAAGAAAGCCAGCCUGUCUGAUGGGGGCAUGUACACCUGCAUGUUUGAGUCUGAUGAUGGGCACAAGGUGGACGCUCAGUCAGUUAUUUAUGUCUACGACGGUCCAUCAUUCCAUGGUACCGCCACCUACCAUGAGUUUCUGGAGGGAGCAAACGGGGUGGUGCCGUGUCUGGUGACCGGGCAGCCAGCGGUGGACAUUGCGUGGCUUAAAGACGGAGAACUAAUCCCUUCUACACCUGGAGUUCGUGUUCGUAAGAUGCCAGACAACACGCUUCAUAUUGAGAAAGUGAAAAGGAGCGAUGCCGGGACGUACAUCUGUCAGGCCCAGAUCAGAGGGAGAGCAAUCUACAAGCAGCUUCCUGUUUCUGUUGUCGCCAACGGUCAGUCGCUUCUUUGUGGCGUCCAAAGACAUAAAGGACCGUCACAAGUAACUCGGUCCUACCUCAUUUUUCUUUUAAUUUUUAGCAAGAUGAUGAUGCUUGUUUUACGUGCAGAGUCUCCAGAGGUGUUUAUCUCAGAGGAUCAGCACAGUGUGAAUGUGGGUGAGCGCGUCUCUGUGUCCUGUAACGUGACUGGUCACCCGCAGCCUGAGCUGCACUGGAUCAACAAGCAAAACGGAGAAGAACUGGAUUCGACUGGUCGUAUCCAGGCAGUGGGUGGCUUCCUGGUGAUUGAGGAAGUGAUGCCCUCCGAUGGCGGACGCUACUCCUGCAUGGCUGUCGGUAUUUCUGGAAAUGCUUCGAGAGAUGUCGUAAUUCAGACCCAGCCCGGGCCGCCACAUUACCUGACGGUCACCCCGGGUCCAACCUCUGUGCUCUUCACACUCAAAACCUUCCCCAUCAACGGAGGAGCACCGAUCAAAAGUUUUGUUCUGCAGUGGAGGAAAAGUGCAACGGAGAAGUGGGAGGAGACCAUUGUUGCAACUUCAGAUAUUUUGACUAUCACCAGCCUCAAGCCUUUCCAUGCUCUUUAACAAAAAUAAAAACCUGCAAAUGAAAUAUAUUCUAAUCAUCUAAAUCCCGAAGUUUUGAGUUAAUUAUUAUAGACUACAGCUAAAUGGUUUCUCCUCCUGAUUUUAGGUGAACCAGACAGUCCAGCUUUAUCCACAAGUCAGGCAGUAGUGGAGGGAAACUCCUUCUCUGUUCCUCUUCAACAAAUUGAAACCGGUGGCUCUCCUCUGCUGCACUUCAACGUCCACUACAAACAGGAUACAGAAGAGAGUGAGUGGGAAACACUGCAGCUUCCCGCUGAUGCCAACUCUGUCAGCCUGAAAGACCUCGCCUUCGGCUCAGACUAUCACCUGGAAGUCAGAGCCGUCAACUCAAAUGGCUCCUCCGUCCCUGCAACGUUCAACUUCACAAUUGCAGAACAGCCUGUGAGCAGCAAGAUGACCAAAGGCACUGUGGUUGGCAUCGUGAUAUUGAUCUUCCUGCUGGUGUUCCUGGCAGUGGAUGCCACCUGCUGCUACAGAAACCGCUGUGGUCUGCUUAUGGCCGUCGCAGGGAAAUUGUCCAGGUGGAAAGACCCAAGCCUCAAAAAGGUGGAGGAAGGAGAGGGGACAACCAACGGAGAUGUAACACUGAAGGGUCUCUCCAAACCCAGAGGCAGUAUUCAGCAGUCAGGGGUUCAGACGCUCAGCAAAGGAGUCGGUCAACUCUCAGAGGUCACCUGCGACAAAGCUCCACUCACCAAAAAUGAGAAAUUACACCCCACAGCUAACCUGUGAGGCUUUCUAAGCUAAAGAAGAGAAAAAGUAAAGACUACAUGUUGUACAGAGAUCCAGAGAAGAAGUCAGUGGAUCCCAGCUGCUGUGGGAGAAGUCAAGCAAAUGGAAAUGGACGGAUUUGGACUGAUGGUGAUAAAACUGAGCUCAUCCUGCACUACGUCCUGUUAGCACAGAGGACACGUUAGCGUGGCUGACACGUUAGCAUGGCUGCUAGCCUCGGUUUUUACACUUGUUGGUUCUUUAACAGGGUAAUAAUGAUGUCUGUGUUUUACAGGGUAAUAGUUUUGUUUCUGUGUAAUCGCUGUAACUGCGUUUGUGAAAGAAAGACAGUAACAUUUACUUGGCACAAUAAAAUGUUCAUUAGUUUCACAGACAGAAUUAUCGUUUUGUUGUUGAUAACUUCUUUGUUGCUAAUAUCGUGUCAGUGAGUCCAGCAGGAGUCAAGAGAAUGGAUUAAAUACUGUAUUAUUUAUCUGUAUGCUACUGAAAAUGAAUGUAAACAAACUCCUGAUAAUAUUUAUUAUUUUCUAACAAAAGUUAUUUGUUUUAUUUGGGUUUAGAUACGUCCAACGCCAUCAUUAAUUUUCUUGCGUUUAUAGAAACGUUCUGCUGAGCACUUUUCUUUUAGAAAAAACGUCUUGGAAAGUCAGAAGGUUUGACACUUGUAGUUAAAGAGAACUUCAAAAGUUUUAAUUAGCCACCUUCAAAAUGUACGUUUUCUAUCAAUGCUACAAUAUUACCAACAAUACAUCAGUAAAUCAACAGAACAGUGUUUAGCUUUUCUUAUCAAUUAUUCUAACAGUGUUUUUAUUUUAUUACCACUGUACAUUGUGUAUACAUUUUUUGUGUUUUAUGAACAGCUUGAUGUCUUUUUGGCUCGUCAUAUGAAUGUUUUCUGCAUGUUUAUUUAGAUAAUAUCAGAAGUGAAGAAAAUGUUUUCCUCUUUCUUCUUUCAUUUUUAAAUCAGUAUUUUAUCCCCACAAACAAAAAGUGUUGAGUGAAACAUGGCAGUGGCAGCAUGAUGAUGUGGGGAUCAUUUUUAUUCUGCUGGCCAGGAAAAGUUAGUCAGACUGAGGAGAGCAAGGCAGACAUAACCUGCAGCUGUGAUCGCAGCGACUUGUCUCAGGGGGGCUGAAUACUUUGUUUUUAGAUUUUUGCUUGUAAAAUGUUUGCAAACCCCGAGUUAGUUUUCCUUCAUUUUCACAUUUGUGCACAGCUUUAUGUCAGAGUGGCAUUUAAAAUAAAUAUACUGAAGUUACAACAGUUUCCUGCAAGACAGUGCGUGGCCCAAUGUGCUGACCAGAAAUAAAAGCAAGCAAUCAUUUCUACAAUUAGCAAAAUGUUGCAGUAAAUGUAAAAAAGCACUUUGAAAUGCCUUGCUGCUGAAAUGUGCUAUACAAAUAAAGUUUGAUUUGAUUUUGA